Ilex paraguariensis (yerba mate) is the source of this 415-nucleotide messenger RNA. The record is from the annotation of a GenBank genome assembly. NCBI's taxonomy places the organism in Eukaryota, Viridiplantae, Streptophyta, Magnoliopsida, Aquifoliales, Aquifoliaceae.
AUGACCAUGAAGUUUUCUUUCCCUUGCCCUAAAUGUUUCUCCUCUGCAUCAGAUAUCAUGGCUACCAGCAAGAACAAGACUGGUGGACAAACCACCAAGAAUUUCCAUGUAUUUUCCUACAAAGAAUUAAAAGCUGCCACUAAUGGAUUCCGUUCAUCCAACAAGAUUGGAGAGGGAGGAUUCGGCACUGUCUACAAGGGCCGGCUUGGAGAUGGAACUUUUGUGGCAGUAAAAGUGCUAUUGGUUGAGCUUGAAUCAUUGAGAGGUGAAAGGGAGUUUAUGGCUGAAAUAGCUUCACUCUUCCAUAUCAAACAUGAAAAUCUUGUUACACUUCGAGGGUGUUGUGUUGAAGGAGCUAAGAGAUUUUUGGUGUAUGAUCAUAUGGAAAACAAUAGCCUUGCUCACACCUUUCUUG